AUGUUGAGUCCUGAAUAAAUUUACUCGAUUGUUUAUAAAACAGAUUCUGGAAUUGAUGGAUAUGCGAUCCCUAGAUUUUAUCAUGACCCAGCUGAAAUGAUGAGAAAUCGUGAUUUGUUAAAACAGAUAGAAAAAAAAUAAGCUCACAAGAAACAUGAAACAAAAAGAGGUAGCUAUUUAGAUGAUUAUACGAAAAUGUAUAAAAGCUAUCCAAGUCCUUUAUAAUAUUAAUCAUACUCUAUUCAAAAGAUUCCAGAGAAGAAAGUUAAAUAUCCCAAUCGAUUGACUUUAUUUGAAUAAUUACAAAAGGAAUAAAAAAGAGCGAAUAAUCCUCCUGUUGGAACUUAUAACGUUGGAAAAACACAGGAGUAAAUAGAAAAAGAACUCAAAGUACUAAAAACCAGAAAAGUCAAAGCACUAUAAAGACCUGAUACUUAUGAGGAUGCGAUGGCUCACAGCAUUAUGGUUCCCGGUCCUGGAAAUUACAAUCCACAUUCAUUCCUACCAAAAAUCAAAGUAAAUAAUACAAAACCUGAAGAUUGGAGAAAAAAGCAUAACACUGAAAAAAAUAAGAGUCUACCUCAACUUCCUCCUGUUGGUACUUACACCCCUAUUGUAAGCGAUUCUUUUGCAAAGAUUCAAACCUCUGCUCCUGCUAAACGAGCCUAUUGGGGAGGUGAGAAACGAUUCAAAGGACUUUUUGGAAGUUCUUCUAUUGGUCCAGGUCCUGGAACUUAUGCAUAACUAAGCAAAUUAUUAGUAAAAGGAGUUGAAAAAUCGAUUUACCAAGAUUGA
Molecule: messenger RNA, 795 nt
Organism: Paramecium tetraurelia
Lineage: Eukaryota; Ciliophora; Oligohymenophorea; Peniculida; Parameciidae
Exons: 3
Source: RefSeq, a predicted model, not a curated record